Schistocerca nitens (vagrant locust) is the source of this 288-nucleotide messenger RNA. Its product is annotated as cuticle protein 16.5-like. The record is from RefSeq and is a predicted model, not a curated record. The coding region runs from base 13 to 288 and encodes 91 amino acids. The transcript has 2 exons. Lineage: Eukaryota; Metazoa; Arthropoda; Insecta; Orthoptera; Acrididae.
CACGCCGACGACAUGUACAAGCUUGUUCUGGUCCUGGCCGCAGCUGCCUGCUGCGUGAGCGCUGCCCCCAAGGCCGGCCUCGCACCUCUGGCCUACUCCGCCCCCCUGGUGGCGGCCGCCCCCGUGGCCUACGCCGCCCCCGCGCCAGCCGUCGUGACGGCGCACAGCUCGCAGUACAUCGCGCAGAACUUCAACGGACUCGCCGUGGCCGCCGCCGGCCCCGUCGUCGCCGCCGCCCCUGCUGUCGCUGCCGCGUACCACGCCGCGCCCGCCGUUUAUUUCAGAUAA